This is a messenger RNA of Piliocolobus tephrosceles (Ugandan red Colobus), 5702 nucleotides long. It is a transcript of the gene ENTPD4, whose product is annotated as ectonucleoside triphosphate diphosphohydrolase 4. Gene Ontology annotation, molecular function: ribonucleoside triphosphate phosphatase activity; GDP phosphatase activity; UDP phosphatase activity. The record is from RefSeq and is a predicted model, not a curated record. Bases 274 to 2124 code for a protein of 616 amino acids. Gene Ontology annotation, biological process: UDP catabolic process; CTP metabolic process. NCBI's taxonomy places the organism in Eukaryota, Metazoa, Chordata, Mammalia, Primates, Cercopithecidae. The transcript is spliced from 13 exons. Gene Ontology annotation, cellular component: membrane; Golgi apparatus.
GUGCGCGUUCCCGCCACCAGCGUGCGCACUCCGGUCGCACCCGGUGACGCGUCGCCGGCGGGUGCCGGUUGGGGGUGCGGCUCCAGGAAAGGAGCGCGGCCUCCAGGAAGCCGGUUGGCCGUGAUGCUGCCAGUUGAUGGUCCCUCCGCUCCCGGGGUCCCCGGCCGGCCAAGCAGGAGGGCUCUAACUCCAUGAGGACCCCAGCAUUAUUUCUAUAAUUGUUUGUGAGAAGGACUGAAUCCCCGAGCAUUGCCUUGUUGCUGACCUUUCAGUAUGGGGAGGAUUGGCAUCUCCUGUCUUUUUCCUGCUUCUUGGCAUUUUAGCAUAUCUCCAGUAGGGUGUCCUCGAAUUCUGAAUACCAAUUUACGCCAAAUUAUUGUCAUUAGUGUCCUGGCUGCUGCUGUUUCACUUUUAUAUUUUUCUGUUGUCAUAAUCCGAAAUAAGUAUGGGCGACUAACCAGAGACAAGAAAUUUCAAAGGUACCUGGCACGAGUUACCGACAUUGAAGCUACAGACACCAAUAACCCCAGUGUGAACUACGGGAUCGUGGUGGACUGUGGCAGCAGUGGCUCUCGAGUAUUUGUCUAUUGCUGGCCAAGGCAUAAUGGCAAUCCACGUGAUCUGUUGGAUAUCAGGCAAAUGAGGGAUAAAAACCGAAAGCCAGUGGUCAUGAAGAUAAAACCGGGCAUUUCAGAAUUUGCUACCUCUCCAGAGAAAGUCAGUGAUUACAUUUCUCCACUUUUGAACUUUGCUGCAGAGCAUGUGCCACGGGCAAAACACAAAGAGACACCUCUCUACGUUCUCUGCACGGCUGGAAUGAGAAUCCUCCCUGAAAGCCAGCAGAAAGCUAUUCUGGAAGACCUUCUGACCGAUAUUCCCGUGCACUUUGACUUUCUGUUUUCUGACUCUCAUGCAGAAGUAAUUUCUGGGAAACAAGAAGGUGUGUAUGCUUGGAUUGGCAUUAAUUUUGUCCUUGGACGAUUUGAGCAUAUUGAAGAUGAUGAUGAGGCAGUUGUGGAAGUUAACAUUCCUGGAAGUGAAAGCAGUGAAGCCAUUGUCCGUAAAAGGACAGCGGGCAUUCUCGACAUGGGUGGCGUGUCGACUCAGAUAGCGUACGAAGUCCCCAAAACUGUAAGCUUUGCGUCCUCACAGCAGGAAGAAGUAGCUAAAAACUUGUUAGCUGAAUUUAACUUGGGAUGUGAUGUUCACCAAACUGAGCAUGUGUAUCGAGUCUAUGUGGCCACGUUUCUUGGGUUUGGUGGCAAUGCUGCUCGACAGAGAUACGAAGACAGAAUAUUUGCCAACACCAUUCAAAAGAACAGGCUCCUGGGUAAACAGACUGGUCUGACUCCUGAUAUGCCGUACCUGGACCCCUGCCUACCCCUAGACAUUAAAGAUGAAAUCCAGCAAAAUGGACAAACCAUAUACCUACGAGGGACUGGAGACUUUGACCUGUGUCGAGAGACUAUCCAGCCUUUCAUGAAUAAAACAAACGAGACCCAGACUUCCCUCAAUGGGGUCUACCAGCCCCCAAUUCACUUCCAGAACAGUGAAUUCUAUGGCUUUUCCGAAUUCUACUACUGCACUGAGGAUGUGUUACGAAUGGGGGGAGACUACAAUGCUGCUAAAUUUACUAAAGCUGCAAAGGAUUACUGUGCAACAAAGUGGUCCAUUUUGCGGGAACGCUUUGACCGAGGACUGUACGCCUCUCAUGCUGACCUCCACAGGCUUAAGUAUCAGUGCUUCAAAUCGGCCUGGAUGUUUGAGGUGUUUCAUAGGGGCUUCUCGUUUCCUGUCAACUAUAAAAGCUUAAAGACUGCCUUGCAAGUUUAUGACAAGGAGGUUCAGUGGACCCUUGGAGCCAUCCUCUACAGGACCCGCUUUCUACCAUUAAGAGACAUCCAGCAGGAGGCCUUCCGGGCCAGUCACACCCACUGGCGGGGCGUCUCCUUUGUCUACAACCACUACCUGUUCUCUGGCUGCUUCCUGGUGGUGCUGCUGGCCAUCCUGCUGUACCUGCUGCGGCUGCGGCGCAUCCACCGGCGCACUCUCCGGAGCAGCUCAGCCGCCGCCCUCUGGAUGGAGGAGGGCCUUCCCGCCCAGAAUGCUGCGGGGACCUUGUGAUCUUGUGAUCUUGUGAUCUGGCUCAUAGUUCCACGAAGACUCAAAGACUCGAAAGGAAAAGCCAUUUUUGCCUCAGGGUUUCUCCUCUUUAUUUUCCUGUGGUUUUGUUUUUUAUUUCCCUUUUUUGUUCCUCCAAACAAAAACAAAAUCCAUUGUUUGUAAGCCCUGCUGUCUAGAAGUAUUGCAUUUAGCCAUUCUGAGUACAGCUUUAAAUUGAGGAGUGGGGAAAAGGGAAAUUCACUUGAUUUUUGCUGCACAGGGUAUCUGCCAAAAGUAAAUGAGAUUUCUGGGGUUUCUUUAAGGAAUUGUAAAUGUAAACAGAUGCACUUUGAUACCGGAGGGAGGUGGAAAGCCACAUUCUGUCAGUGGAGAGAGGACUGAAUAGUGAUGCUUUUAUAGAACCAAAAAACUUCCUGCCUGAAAUGAUAAUCCUCUGUUUUCUCUGUCUUGAAAGCUCUAACCCGAAGAAGGUGAUGUUUAUUUUUUAUUUAUUGUUCAGGUCUGUUACUGUGUAUGUUUUCUUUGCAAAUUUAAAUUUUUUAAACCAUGUAUAUCUAAAACAGAGAAAUAUAGGCACCAGGAGAUAACCAUUUAUAAAAGUGAUAGUGAACUAUCGACUAGAGCUUUGUGUGAGUGUGUGAAAAAUCUCCAGGAACCAGAGUGAGGGGAGGCAAUGCUGGUUCCUCAAAAACACACACUUCAGAAUUUACUGGUUCAUUUUAUUUGGAAAAAUCCUUGUUACUAUUAUCUUUUCCUCACCGCAGAUAAUUACUCUCCUUAUUCCAUAUUUCAGUGGCAUUAGAACACUUUUUGGUUUUGAAAGAAUUAGAAAAAUCCUAGUUUCACCAGUUUCGGUUUUAUUGGAACUAGACCACAUGCCCACUCCUUGCUCUUCAGUAUUUCUCAGUGUUUCUGCUUAAUUGUGCCUCAGUUUCUUCCAGCUUCCAAUUGGUGUUCCCCACCCCACCCUCCGUAAUUAAAAGUCAUCUCAGCUUUUAAUCGUGCUGGGAGACCCCACGCACAGCCUGCCGAGUGCUCUUCCUCACUGCUUUGGCUGAGGCUGUCGUUGCCAGUGCCACUGUAAAUCCAGAAGGAAACAGUCUGCAUCCAAUACAGAAAAUAAAUUCACAUGUGAAGGAAAAAAAAAUGACAAUUUAAGCCAAAAUCUAAAAAAGACAAUUGGAUUGGCAUAUGUGAGAUUGCGUUUUUUCACCUAUUUAGUUAGUUGAGAAGUUUGGGGGAUUCUCGUACAGUUUUUUAGGUGGAGUUUGUUUUGUGUGAGUGUCUGUAUGUGCUGUUCCCUAACUCCAAGAACAGUUAAAUUCAUGUACUUGGUAGCAGAUUAGUGGGGUUGUUGCUAUAACAGAUAGCUGAGGAUAUGGAAGUGGCUUUGGAACUAGGUACUGGGCAGAGGCUGGACAAGCUUGGAGAAACAUGAGAGAAAAGGCCUGUAUUGCCGUGAACUGAGCAUUAGAGGCAGUUCUGCUGAGGGGUCAGAAGAGAAGACUUAAGGGAAUUCUGUCCCAAUUGUGGCUCAAACUGCCUCAGGUGCGGCUUAACCUGCCUCUCUGGAAGGUAAAAUGCAUCUAAUCCUUGAGGCAAGAGCUGUGGGGGCAUGGCUCCCUCCACCUAGAUCUCAAAGCAUGUUACUAGCAGCCUGGGGACCCAGGCAGAGGCUUGUCACAGGGCAGAGGCGAGAGCCGGUUCAUCUUCAGCAGUGCCUCGUGCAGCCGCAGAGCCUCGGAGGAGGCUCUGCCUGUCUGGAUUUGCUGGCAUCAUAUUUGUGCUUCACGGUCAAAGUUGUUAAGAAAGGGGGUGGGCUUCUGGCUACCUAAUAAGUUGGUCCUGGCCACCUAAUAAAUUGGUCUUGGCCACCCGCCUGUGACUCCUCAUAUAGGAGCCAUGGAUUAUUGGUGGAGGCUGCAGGGAGCUGGCGAUGGAGCCACUAGGGGUCAGCAGCAGAGACAGAAGGAAGGGCCACAAAUGGGUGAAGUUGGCAGAUGGGCACCCAGGGAGUUAGGGGACCCCCGCCUUCCAGCUCUGGACAUAAAAGUUAGUCACAUACCUGAGGGUCGUGAAACAAAGGCUGAGAAAACCUCGCUGCUCCAGCUGAGAGGCAGCAGUGGAUUUGUCAUUUUUAAACAGUUACCUAAGAAAAAACGUUGAAGAAUAUGCAACAGACACUAUGUGUGGCCUGUAAAGCGUAGAAUAUUUACUAAAAUAUUUGCAGAAAAAUUUGUUUGUCCUUUUGAGAACAAUGCAGUUCAAAAAAGGAUACAGACAGCAGCAUCCUCUUAAAUCAGGAAUGUAGUUUCCAUUUGUGGGCACAAAAAGAUGGACAAGAGAAGUAACCAAACGUCAAUCUUAAAAUAUUUGUUUAUGCACCAGAAUUUCAGUUAGCAUUUUUCUGUCUAGAUUAUUUUCAAGAUGAGUUUUCAAACAAACCAAGAGACCUGCCCCUCACCCAAAAUCGUGUAAAAAGAGACCACUCAAGGGAGUUCAUUAUGCUGUGUGGAGAUGUCUGCAGUCACCACAAAUCACAUUCCAGAGAAGGUCUCGCGUAGGUGAAGACAGCCAGGUGCUUUCUCUGAGAGAUACAGGGUGGGUGAGAGACGAGCCAGGGAGGAGCUUAAUUCUAGAGAAGAAUUCCUAUCAAGAGCUGACCGAGAAGGCUCUGUGUACUUGUAACAGAAGAAAUUGGACUAGGAACUUGCCCAAAGCUUUAUCAAAGAAAAGCAUCGUGUUCAACCUUGGUAGAAACAUGCCAGCAAUAAGUGCUUAUGUUCCACAGCCGUAUCAUAGGCUUCUCAUUUUUAAACCUCCUCCAGGGGAUGUUCUCAGAGAUUUCACAAUCCCUCUGGGGACAUUACGCUAGAAGAGAAAUACAUGGAAUUGUACCAGUGCUUUUUGCCCAUGUUCAUCCUAAGCUCCGGCUUUAGGCAGUGCUUUCUGACCUGGGCAGAGUGAAGGCACUGCUGGUGGCUGAGGCCAGUGACAUGGGGCCCCUGCCCAGCUGCCCUGAAGGCUGGGUAGGUCCCUGUUUUCACCACCAGUUUUCCACACCUGUGUACUCUAGAUUAACUCUGGAUAAACAGAUACUUACAUUUUAAACUCAGGCCUAUACAGAGUAGUUUUCCUUAAGAGGAGCAUGUAUCACUUAGCAAGAAACUAAAAAUGUCAAAUGAGUUUUCCAUCCUUUAAGGAAAAAAAUCAGCUUUAGAAUUCUGUGCGGUCGGUCGUGUGCAAUGCAGCAAAACUACCUUUCAGUAAAUUACUUAGUUAUUUAUUUCAAUGUUUUGUUUCUUUUGAUACCAAGUGUCCCUUUCAAUAAUUAAUGAUGUGACCAACCAAGGAGAAUUUUUUUGUUCUGUGCUAAAAUUCUGUUUUACAGUUAGGAAUUAUGAAAAGCAAGGGAGCAUCUUUAAAAGUUUUUUGUUUAAGUGAUGUCUUCCAUCCAAAGUAAGAAUAAUUCUCUCGGAAAGUCCUUGUGGUGUCAUGUCACUUGCUGUAUGUGGCAGCCUUACAUUGCCACACGUAGGUAUUGAAAAAUCAAUAAAAUGAAAGUGCAUCAUCCCAUG